AUGGCACAAACUGGACUUCUAAUUUUUCUCCUCAUUAGCAUACUACUGCUGGAUCAAGCUACUGGCCAGGCUUCCAAGUUCAAAGCCAGAAAGCACAGUAAACGUAGAGUGAAAGAAAAGGACGGUGAUCUAAAGACUCAGAUUGACAAGCUGUGGCUAGAAGUAAAUUCCCUGAAAGAAAUGCAGGCACUUCAGACAGUCUGUCUUCGUGGAACAAAGAUCCAUAAGAAGUGCUACCUGGCAUCAGAAGGUGCCAAGCAUUUCCAUGAAGCCAAUGAAAACUGCAUAGCCAAGGGAGGGACACUGGCUAUCCCCAGAGAUAAUGAUGAAACCAACUCCCUUCAAGACUAUGGCAAGAAAAGUCUGCCAGGGGUUGCAGACUUUUGGCUGGGUAUCACCGACAUGGUAAACGAAGGGAAAUUUGUUGAUGUCAAUGGAAUGGUUCUAAACUAUUUCAACUGGGAUCGCUCCCAACCAAAUGGGGGAAAGCGUGAAAACUGUGUCUUGUUUUCCCAGUCAUCUCAAGGCAAGUGGCGGGAUGAAGUCUGCCGUACUGUCAAAAGAUAUAUUUGUGAAUUUCUGAUCCCGUAAUUCCAUUACCAUUACCUGCACCAAUAUUUGGUUAUUAAUGUGCAGGUUUUGCAUGUUAGUAGUUCCUUCCAUUUACAGUGGUGAAUUGAAAAUACUUAUUGAAAUGCACAUCUCCCACAAUACACACACCUUGCCCUAAGGCAGGAAUUUUCUUUAUUAAUUUAUUUUCCAUUCAACUGCUAAAAAGGUUGUGUUUACUGAGGUCUCUCUCUCACCAUGCAACUGUCGCAUAUGCUGUAUGUGAGUAUACAUAAUGUUUUGUUUUGAGAUGUAUUGCAUCAUAUUUUGCCAUAUCUCACAGUCUGAUGUUCAUGUUAUCAACAUCGUAAAGUCAAAAUCCAUCUUUCAGACCCACACUACAUAUCUCUAUAGGUUAGUGUUUGCUUGAACCCCAGGCAGAACUCUGGUCAAUAUUUAUGAAAGUUCCAUACAUGGAACAUUCACUAGAGGGUGAAGUUUGCCAACAUGAGGCUACGGAAGCUUAAGUAGAACUUUAGUGGUGUAUAAACCUCUGCAAAUGCAUGGAAUUCAUCUGCUGGAGCUCAACAAUGUAGUACUGAGAUAAGAUUUUGAUCUAAAGGAAGAAAAAAAUGAAUAGAAGCUGAUAUUAUUCUGAAAGAUUAUAGAGUUAAAAAGGACACAUUCCUAGAAAGUGGGGGAAAUAUUCCCACUAGUGAUCGAGACAUCAGCCCAGCUUGAAAUGUUUGCUUCCACUCAGAUUGAUUUUAUUAUUUUUAAGUGUAAAGCAUGUCAUUCGGAAUGUUCUUCUGCCCAUUUGGAAGUGCAACGUCGGGGCUAGAUCAUGCUUUCAGCUUGCCAUCCAUAAUAAGGGGCAGUGCACAAACAUACCACCCAGAGGAGCAGUAUGCUCAAAGACAUAUUGCCUUGUAGCACGCCCUGGUUGUAAUGUGGGGGAGUAAUUUGUGACACCCCCCCCCUUUGCAGGGUGCAACAUGCUAGUGGCAGACCAGCUCCGUUGACCUGCAUAUAGGGAUAGGCGGAGCCAUGGCUUCAUCUGCUCCUUCACACACCCCUCUCAAUUGCUCCUCCAGGGCCAUAUCUAGGGUACAGCCUCUGCACUCCACUCAAGGACGAGCAUGGCAAUUAACACAGCCCCAGUGUGGAACAAAGAGAGAAGGACUCUUUGCUCCUACCUACAUUUCUAUGAGCCUCAUUAUCCAGGGGACAAUCUAGCCUCAUGAAACGCCAGCUGUGAAAAUCUUUUGUAUGUACUGGUCAUUUGGAAAAUAUUGUCCUUGUGCUUCUACACUGGCUUGUUUACAUGCAAAUGCAAGUUAAGCACCUGAUGUUUGGAAGUGGAGGAAUUACACUGUUUAUUUUUUGCUAUUCUUAAUCUUUCAAAAGAACUGUGAAUAGUAAAUAAAUCCUAUACAUUUAGAGAAACAAUAGAAAAAAAGAAGCCAGCCAUAUACUUUGCUUUGCAUCAUCCAAGUAUGCUUUAUUUUAGUGGUAUAUACAAUGCAGUUUGAAAAUAACCUCUUGCAUCCUAGAACCUGAAUUCUGUUACUUGGAGGUCAACUCUUGGUUUCCCUUUUAA
Chelonia mydas (Green sea turtle) is the source of this 2149-nucleotide messenger RNA. RefSeq names its product C-type lectin domain family 3 member A (gene CLEC3A). The coding region runs from base 1 to 591 and encodes 196 amino acids. The transcript has 3 exons. NCBI's taxonomy places the organism in Eukaryota, Metazoa, Chordata, Testudines, Cheloniidae. The record is from RefSeq and is a predicted model, not a curated record.